Cylicostephanus goldi is the source of this 204-nucleotide messenger RNA. Lineage: Eukaryota; Metazoa; Nematoda; Chromadorea; Rhabditida; Strongylidae. The record is from the annotation of a GenBank genome assembly.
AUGGCGACCAUUUCGAGCACUUCGCUGGAAGAAAUGUUCGCUCAGCUGAUGCAGCAGAAUGCUGUUCUCAUGAAAGCGAAUCAAGGGCUUUUACAACGCUUGGAACAUCCUGCCGCUCCUGCGACGCUAGCCGACUUCUCAGCAUUAUCAUCGCGACUGCCGUGUUUCACCUAUGAUCCAGACAGCGGCUGCAUUUUUGACUGA